AUGGGGGCGUAUAGAGCAGACGAUGAUUACGAUUACUUGUUUAAGAUAGUGUUGAUAGGAGACUCAGGCGUGGGAAAAUCGAACCUGCUUUCUAGGUUUACUCGUAAUGAGUUCAGUCUGGAGUCGAAAUCGACGAUUGGGGUGGAGUUCGCCACUCGCAGUAUUACCGUGGAGGAUAAAGUCAUCAAAGCUCAGAUUUGGGACACUGCUGGUCAAGAAAGAUACCGUGCAAUCACAAGUGCAUACUAUCGAGGAGCCGUCGGGGCAUUGCUUGUAUAUGAUGUCACGCGAAAUGUCACAUUUGAGAAUGUAGAGAGAUGGCUCAAAGAGCUCCGCAAUCACACAGAUUCCAGCAUCGUCAUCAUGCUUGUGGGGAACAAGGCCGAUCUGCGUCAUUUGCGUGCUGUCUCCACUGAAGAUGCUAUGGCGUUUGCUGAGAAUGAAGGUACCUUUUUUAUGGAAACCUCUGCUCUGGAAUCCAUGAAUGUUGAAGAUGCCUUUACAGAAGUGCUUACUCAGAUACAUCAAGUUGUGAGCAAAAAAGCUCUUGAAGUAGGAAAUGAUCCAGCAGCUGUGCCGAAAGGACAGACAAUUAAUGUUAAUGAUGACGUGUCAGCAGUGAAAAAAGCUGGAUGUUGCGCUGCUUAGAAUAUGGUAAAUUGAUAUGUGCACUAACUUUCCAAUAUUCAGUAUUAUCUUAUGUUUCUGCGGCUGAACCUUUCCAUAUCAAUCAUGGUUUAGCCUUGCAUACCGGUUCCGGUCAACAAAUCUAGAGUUUUUGGCUGAAUUAAAAGCUUGAAGUUCACUGGUAUUCAAAUAUGUAGGUGUGGUCUGGGAAGGCUCAAGUAAUUUGUUUUAUUUCUCAGGGAUUUUAAUCUUUCUAUGGUCGAUAUAUAAAGUCAGUUAUAGGUAUCCCUUGCUUAGAUCCUAUUCAAUUAUUUGGCAUAGGUUUUUUUUUCCCUUCCUUUACGGUGCAAUUGCUUUUCUAGUAAUGUAGUGGCGAACUGGCGACAGUUAUUUUGUAAUGUAGAAAGGUUAACAUGCUAA
Daucus carota subsp. sativus is the source of this 1047-nucleotide messenger RNA. RefSeq names its product ras-related protein RABA1f. The transcript is spliced from 2 exons. Gene Ontology annotation, biological process: vesicle-mediated transport. The record is from RefSeq and is a predicted model, not a curated record. Gene Ontology annotation, molecular function: GTPase activity; GTP binding. Lineage: Eukaryota; Viridiplantae; Streptophyta; Magnoliopsida; Apiales; Apiaceae. Bases 1 to 648 code for a protein of 215 amino acids. Gene Ontology annotation, cellular component: endosome.